Haplochromis burtoni (Burton's mouthbrooder) is the source of this 721-nucleotide messenger RNA. RefSeq names its product laminin subunit beta-1-like. The transcript has 2 exons. NCBI's taxonomy places the organism in Eukaryota, Metazoa, Chordata, Actinopteri, Cichliformes, Cichlidae. Bases 154 to 702 code for a protein of 182 amino acids. Gene Ontology annotation, cellular component: laminin trimer. The record is from RefSeq and is a predicted model, not a curated record. Gene Ontology annotation, biological process: cell migration; basement membrane assembly; substrate adhesion-dependent cell spreading. Gene Ontology annotation, molecular function: extracellular matrix structural constituent; integrin binding.
AUAAAUGGUGUCCAGCUCUCAUCUGGGGUGGCUGUAGCUGAGGAGCAGGUCACCUGGUCUUGCUCAGAGUUUGGUGGUUCGAUCGCUGGCUACUCCAGCCUGCCUCCCAAAUAUCCGUGGGCUAACCCCAAGUUGCUCUGCGAUGUGUCCAGCAUGAAUUGGUGUGUGAUUGUUAUGCUCCCUGUCUUUAUAAGAACCAUUUGCUUGUCCUCUGCAGGAACUCGCUGUGACGAGUGCUUGCCUGCUUACUAUGGAAACCCCGAGGAGGCGGGUGGGCAGUGUCAGCCGUGUCAGUGCAACAACAACAUUGAUAUGCUGGACCCCGAAUCGUGCGAUGCCCAGACCGGUGAGUGUCUGCGCUGCCUGUACCACAGCGAGGGUGCCGCCUGCGAGAGCUGCACGCUGGGUUACUAUGGCAAUGCCCUACUCCAGGACUGCAGGAAGUGCGUUUGUAACCGGCUUGGCAGCGUUCCCUCCAGCUGCCCGUCCUCUGACUGUCACUGUGACCGCAGCAGUGGUCAGUGUCACUGUCUACCCAAUGUGGUCGGCCAGCAUUGCGACCGCUGCGCACCUGACACCUGGAAUAUGGCGACGGGCACCGGUUGUCAGACCUGCGACUGCGACCCCAAACACUCAUACGGGACAUCCUGCAAUGAGGUGAGCAGCCCCUGGCGAUUAACAGACCGAAAGUCCUCGAGGUGAAGACAAAUGUUGUAUUUCA